Molecule: messenger RNA, 1593 nt
Organism: Striga hermonthica
Lineage: Eukaryota; Viridiplantae; Streptophyta; Magnoliopsida; Lamiales; Orobanchaceae
Source: the annotation of a GenBank genome assembly
AUGGCAGGAGGUGGAGGUUCAGCAAAGGCAGAUGAACCAGCGCCACACCCACCAAAAGAUCAGCUCCCAAAUGUUUCUUACUGCAUUACAAGCCCUCCUCCAUGGCCUGAAGCUAUCCUUCUUGGAUUUCAACACUAUCUCGUGAUGCUGGGAACCACCGUCAUAAUACCCACUGCCCUCGUUCCUCAAAUGGGGGGAGGAAAUGAGGAGAAAGCUAAGGUUAUUCAGACUCUGUUGUUUGUUGCUGGUUUGAACACCCUUUUGCAGACAUGGUUUGGAACAAGAUUGCCUGCCGUCAUUGGGGGUUCAUACACAUUUGUUGCACCCACAAUUUCAAUUAUCUUGUCCGGUAGAUGGAGUGAUCCGGAUCCCACAUCGAGGUUCAAGAAGAUCAUGAGGGCCAGCCAAGGUGCACUUAUCGUGGCAUCAACCAUUCAAAUUGUGCUCGGUUUUAGUGGCUUGUGGCGUAAUGUUGCAAGAUUUCUGAGUCCACUUUCAGCUGUUCCAUUGGUUGCUCUUGCUGGUUUUGGGCUUUAUGAGUUCGGUUUUCCUGGGGUUGCCAAAUGCAUUGAAAUUGGGUUGCCACAGCUUAUCCUCCUGGUUUUGUUCUCUCAGUAUUUGGCUCACCUGAUACGUCCCGGGAAGAAUAUCUUUGACCGUUUUGCUGUUAUAUUUACUGUUGUGAUCGUGUGGAUUUACGCCCAUCUACUUACUGUUGGUGGGGCCUACAACGGAAAGCCUCCAAAGACUCAGACAAGCUGUAGAACUGAUCGUUCAGGUCUUAUUAGUGCCGCUCCAUGGAUUAGAGUACCUUACCCUUUUCAGUGGGGUGCUCCCUCUUUCGAUGCUGGUGAAGCCUUUGCCAUGAUGAUGGCUGCAUUUGUCUCUCUUAUUGAGUCAACUGGUGGCUUUAUUGCUGUGUCCCGAUAUGCUAGUGCAACCCCAUUGCCCCCAUCUAUUCUGAGCCGUGGUAUAGGCUGGCAGGGUAUUGCUAUCCUUUUGUCGGGUUUGUUCGGGACAGCUAAUGGAUCAUCCGUAUCCAUUGAAAAUGCUGGCCUUUUGGCACUGACCCGUGUUGGCAGUCGAAGAGUCGUGCAAAUAUCUGCCGGAUUCAUGCUUUUCUUUUCUGUUCUCGGGAAAUUCGGUGCUGUCUUUGCUUCAAUUCCAGCACCGAUUUUUGGCGCUUUGUAUUGCCUCUUCUUUGCAUAUGUUGGUGCUUCGGGCUUGAGUUUUCUUCAAUUCUGCAACCUGAACAGCUUCCGAACCAAGUUCAUAUUGGGCUUUUCGAUUUUCUUGGGCUUGUCCGUGCCCCAAUACUUCAACGAGUACACAGCUAUUCAAGGAUAUGGGCCUGUCCACACGUCCGGCAGAUGGUUUAACGACAUCAUCAACGUCCCGUUUUCAUCGGAGGCUUUUGUUGCGGCUAUAGUGGCAUUUUUCUUGGACAACACAAUGCACAAAAAGGAUGGUCAGAUAAGGAAAGAUAGGGGCAAGCACUGGUGGGAUAAGUUUCGCUCGUUCAAAACUGACACGAGGAGUGAGGAAUUCUACUCUCUUCCCUUUAAUCUCAACAAAUAUUUCCCUUCCGUGUAA